AUGUUUCCAAGGAUAAAACGGAGAGUAACUUUCAAGUCUAACGACUCUACUGAAAACCUGAAGGAGAGCUUUAACCAUGAAAGGAUUUAUGACAACAUCGUUCUUAAAUAAGGCAUUUGUUGAUGGCUUCGAUAAAGAAGUAGAAGAAAAGAAGAAAGGCAAGACCAAAACGGAUAAAAUGCUGGAAAAACUUCAUUUUGACCUAGAAUAUGUUAAGAAUGUCUUCAGGAUCCAACGGAUCAGAGGGUCCUUUAUGAGUAACGCUCUGUCUAAUUCUCCAAAAAGAGCCAGAAGAAAAUCUAGGAGAACAAAGGGAUUUAAAAGUCAUCAGGAUCUGACUCUAACUUCGAGGAAAGAGAAGUCUCUUCUUCAAUCUCAAAAAGAGCUUGAGGAAGAAGACGAGGAUAAUAAUAAGAAAAGACUGAAGUAAAAUAUCAGCCAUUGCUCAAAGCAAGAUUCUUCACACACAGGGAUUUCUAGAUAAAAUUUAUAGCCAGUGUGACAAUGAUCAUUCCCCAGCAAAGCGGAAAAAUAACCAUAAGCUCCCAUUCUUGUCCAAAUAAGAAGCUGAAAGAAACCAGUGAGGAUAAUAAUAGCGGCUUAAUCCACAACGCCUUACUAGAAAACCUUGAAAAGAGCCCGAAAAAUGUUGAUUUUCAGUUAAAGACAAAUACUUUAGAUUACAUCCCCAAAGAAAAGAAGAGAGGGAGUCAAAAGAAAUAGCAAAAGAUCUCUAAGCCCUCGUCCUUAUUUAUUAAGGUCUCCACGACCUUCAAUGUAGUUUUACGCAUUUUCCAAUCUCAGUAUCUGAUUGGUGAAUUUAUGUUUGAGUCUAGUAACAAUACAAGAAGAAAAUUCGAAAUUAUAUUU
Moneuplotes crassus is the source of this 870-nucleotide messenger RNA. The record is from the annotation of a GenBank genome assembly. NCBI's taxonomy places the organism in Eukaryota, Ciliophora, Spirotrichea, Euplotida, Euplotidae.